Messenger RNA from Brassica napus (rape), 2771 nucleotides. RefSeq names its product L-ascorbate oxidase homolog. The transcript has 3 exons. The record is from RefSeq and is a predicted model, not a curated record. NCBI's taxonomy places the organism in Eukaryota, Viridiplantae, Streptophyta, Magnoliopsida, Brassicales, Brassicaceae. The coding region runs from base 111 to 1766 and encodes 551 amino acids. Gene Ontology annotation, molecular function: copper ion binding; oxidoreductase activity.
CACCAAAAGACUCGUCAAGAGCAAGAGAACAUAGUUUCUUCUUGCUUUUGAGGAAAAAAAUAAAUAUUAUAUUUUAUAUAGGAAAGGGUUAAUUUAUCAAUAAAAAGAUAAUGCAGGGUGGUAGGCUUUUGACGGUGUUUGUAUGCCUCGUCUCGACGGUGGCGCUGGUGAAUGCCGGCGAUCCUUACUUUUACUACACGUGGAACGUGACGUACGGAACCGUUGCGCCUCUAGGAAUUCCUCAACAGGUGAUUCUCAUCAACGGACAGUUCCCUGGUCCUAACCUAAACUCAACAUCCAACAACAAUGUCGUCAUCAAUGUUUUCAACAACCUUGACGAGCCUUUCCUCUUGACCUGGAGUGGUCUCCAGCACAGGAAGAACUCAUGGCAAGAUGGUGUGACCGGAACCUCAUGCCCAAUCCCAGCAGGCACCAACUACACUUACCAUUUCCAGCCUAAGGACCAGAUCGGUAGCUACUUCUACUACCCAUCAACCGCCCUCCACCGUUUCUCCGGUGGUUUCGGUGGCCUCCGUGUCAACAGCCGUCUCCUCAUCCCCGUCCCUUACGCUGACCCCGAAGAUGACCACACCAUCCUCAUCAACGACUGGUACACCAAGAGCCACACCGCUCUCAAGACCUUCCUUGACAGCGGCCGCACUCUUGGUUCCCCUGACGGUGUCCUCAUCAACGGUAAAUCCGGUAAAGUCGGAGGACAGAACACGCCUCUCUUCACCAUGAAGCCAGGAAAGACCUACAAGUACAGAAUCUGUAACGUUGGGUUCAAAUCCACUCUUAACUUCAGGAUCCAAGGACACAAGAUGAAGCUUGUUGAGAUGGAAGGAUCUCACGUUCUCCAGAACGACUACGACUCGCUCGACGUCCACGUCGGACAGUGCUUCGCUGUUCUUGUGACCGCUGACCAAGAGGCCAAGAGCUACUACAUGGUUGCAUCAACUAGGUUCCUCAAGAAGGAAGUGAGCACUGUUGGUGUGAUGAGCUACGAAGGAAGCAAUGUUCAGCCUUCAAAUGUGCUUCCCAAGGCUCCAGUUGGAUGGGCUUGGUCUCUUAACCAGUUCAGAUCAUUCAGAUGGAACUUAACCGCCAGCGCGGCUAGGCCUAACCCGCAAGGAUCUUACCAUUACGGAAAGAUCAACAUCACACGUACCAUCAAGCUCGCCAACACCAAGAACUUGGUGGACGGUAAGGUCAGGUUUGGGCUUAACGGUGUAUCACACGUUGACACCGAGACUCCCUUGAAGCUUGCUGAGUACUUCGAGAUGUCCGAGAAGGUCUUCAAAUACAAUGUCAUCAAGGACGAACCAGCAGCCAAGAUCACUACACUAACCGUUGAGCCUAAUGUCCUUAACAUCACUUUCCGUACCUUUGUUGAAAUCGUCUUCGAGAACCACGAGAGGAGCAUGCAAUCAUUCCAUUUGGAUGGUUACUCCUUCUUCUCAGUCGCUUCUGAGCCAGGAACAUGGACACCAGAGAAGAGAAACAACUACAACUUGCUCGAUGCGGUCAGCAGACACACCGUGCAAGUGUUCCCCAAGUCGUGGUCCGCCAUCCUCUUGACAUUCGACAACGCCGGUAUGUGGAACAUCAGAUCAGAGAACUGGGAGAGAAGAUACUUGGGACAGCAAAUGUACGUCAGUGUUCUUUCCCCUGAGAAAUCACUAAGAGACGAAUACAACAUCCCACUCAACACCAACCUUUGUGGUAUCGUUAAGGGCUUGCCAUUACCUACACCCUACACUAUUUAAUUAAACUCACUUCCACAAAAGUUUUAUUUAUUUAUUUGAUAUAUGUAAAAUUCUACUUUUUACAAGUGAGUGUAUUACGUGACUAAUUAACCCUUUCCUAAUUUCAUUUAACAUACUACUACUAUAAUUACAGAUCCCAUUGUUGUUUCACUAAUAGUAAUAUAUACAACAUUUAGCUUACUUAAUAUAAUCCUGAUUCUAACACAAAAGACUGUUAUUCAUUUCAUAAUGAACAAAACUUGGGUUCACCCCCUAUGGUGAACCCUCUAAUUCACCUCUACUCUUAACACCAAUCAAAUUGACAUGUAAGAUUAAUAAAAAAAGGAAAUAAAACUUAAAAGAAAAAAAAUAGGUUUCCCAAAAAAGGGCUUAUUUGCCAAAUAACCAAAAAAAAUGAAAAUUAAAUUUUGGGAGAGAGAGUAGAGAGAGAUAGGAAGAAAAAGUAGGAGAGAGGGGGGAAUUUUGGUUAGUUAGUGUAUUUAAGUUUUUUUCAUGUAUAUAGGGUGCAAUUUCCCAAAAAAAAAAGUCUCGGUUAACAAGGAAAAUAACGUGUGUUUUGUUACGCCGUCCAUCGACGUCUUCUUCUUUAUAGCCCAGAGAAGAUAGAAAGCUGAGUCUCCAGUUCUAUGCUUCCAAAUCAAAUUUCGAUUUCAUCUUCUCCAAAUCAAAUCAAGCCAUGUUGCCUUAUGAGUAGAAAGAGCGCUGAUGGUGGAGAUGAAGAUGAUGGUAUGGGAUUCAAACUUGCAGGCCCCAGGGAGGAAGAAGAUGACUUUACUUGUGAACCAGUCUUGCCUAAAAUUCAACAAAAGAAACCGAUGGCAAUUGGAAAUCAGACACUACAACUUGUUUAAAUAAAAACGCUAUUUGUAAUGUAUUCUUAGAAUAUAGACUUGCAAGUUCAUGAGAACUCACUGAUGCAAGUGUCGUGAUCUUUGAUGUAGUAAGGUCACAGCAACAGACUUUUAAUGUAUUCUUAAAAUAUAGAUUUGCAAGUUCUUUGUUGUA